This is a messenger RNA of Cottoperca gobio, 1220 nucleotides long. It is a transcript of the gene noxred1, whose product is annotated as NADP-dependent oxidoreductase domain containing 1. Gene Ontology annotation, molecular function: pyrroline-5-carboxylate reductase activity. NCBI's taxonomy places the organism in Eukaryota, Metazoa, Chordata, Actinopteri, Perciformes, Bovichtidae. The record is from RefSeq and is a predicted model, not a curated record. The transcript has 6 exons. Bases 70 to 1098 code for a protein of 342 amino acids. Gene Ontology annotation, biological process: L-proline biosynthetic process.
UUUACUAUGUUGUAAAGCUUGUCACUGUCCACUUUCUGAAAAACUUAACCCUGUUGAAACGUUGAGGCAAUGGUGGACGUAUUUGCUGAUUUUAGCAGUUCUUUUGAGACUGGACUGACCGAGGAUGAGAAAGAGUUACUUUACCUUCGUGCACGCUCGGCUGGACUCACGUUUUGCGGGUGCGCGCACGCAGCUUUCCUGUGUAAACUGGUCCGCUCACUGAGCGGUCUCAUCAAAAGUCAUACUGCAAACGGUGACUUGUUGACCUCAGAAGAAGACUGUGACCUCUGUGUUGGGAUACUUGGGAUGGGUCACAUGGGGAAACAGUUGCUCCUCUCACUCCUUGAAAAGUCUGGUAUCAAACCAUCACAAAUUAAGAUCUCCAGUAGAAGACCAGAAUCUGCAGUGGAAUUUAUCCAGACAGGAGUUGAAUGUUUCUUUGACAAUCGCAGACUGGCAGCGUGGGCAGACGUUCUGUUCCUCUGCUGUCUGCCCUCUCACCUCCCCAAAGUCUGUGCUGAUCUCCAUUCUCACCUGUCAAAGCGCUGCCUUGUGUAUAGCUUCACCUCUGCUGUGCCUGUCACCAGAUUGGCACAGCUUCUUGGCCAUGACUUCAUUCUCAAACCACAGUAUGACUUUGUUGCUUGUGACACUGCAAAUGUGUGGCUGUCCUGCACUCAUCUGGUCACGUCUUUGACAGAUCCUUUGCUAAUAGAGGCAUCGUGUCCUCUUACAAUGAGCGGUGGCAUUUCGCUGCGUCUGAACUGGGUGUGUGCAGUGUUUUACAGCCUGCUAAAUAUCUGCACUUCUACCAGUCUGGGAUCCAGUGAUGCUCUCUCUCUUAUCAACAGCAUCCUUAAAGAGAAAUGGCCACACACUGUGGAUUUAAACACACACAGUUUCAUCAGUGCAUCAUAUGCAUCUUCCCUUCUUACAGAGGAACCUUUUCCCUGGAUUUCUCUCUCUGAUGUCCAGACCAGGGAGACACCACUGUUGUGCUUUCUAUCAAGCAGCAAAUCUACACAACAGUGCAUCUCUGCAGCAUACAAAUCCCUGCUACAGACACCAGCAAAAGAAGACAGUUACUCUCUAAUGUAAAACCUAACUGUAAAUUAUCUAAGGGUGUCGAACUACAGUCCUAGAUUAUGUUUCUUAUGUUGCACAUUUUGUUUUGAAAAUUAUAAUGUGAUAUAUGCAAGAUUACAUUUCAAUAAAUAGGC